AUGAGAAUACACUUUGGUGAUGUUGUAGGUGCUUGUUGCUGGUCAACAAAGUCACCACUCAUUCACUCGUUUGCCUUGUUACCAUACUCGGAUUUAUUUGAUAGUGAUGAAAUGUUGUCGGAGAUGAACCUUUCGACUCAACGUUGGUUGGAUCCGCUUUGUAUACAUUCUUCCCUAAGUCAAACGAAGACAAGAAGAAUACGUUGGUUCAGAAAGAAGCAAGGAAAAGAGGUUUGUGAAGAGGGGCGGCAUAUGAUCAACAAGGACAAAUAUAAUAAUGACUAA
Messenger RNA from Sphenostylis stenocarpa, 285 nucleotides. The record is from the annotation of a GenBank genome assembly. NCBI's taxonomy places the organism in Eukaryota, Viridiplantae, Streptophyta, Magnoliopsida, Fabales, Fabaceae.